This is a messenger RNA of Prunus armeniaca (apricot), 1122 nucleotides long. The record is from the annotation of a GenBank genome assembly. NCBI's taxonomy places the organism in Eukaryota, Viridiplantae, Streptophyta, Magnoliopsida, Rosales, Rosaceae.
AUGCCUGCCUUAAUAGAAUAUUUCUUGAUCUCCUUCAUGCUCUUCUUCUUCUUCAUUCCUCACCUAGCCGCAGCAAGCUCCGCCACCACCUGUGGUGAAUCGACAUGCACUUCCACUAGCCCUCAGAUUCGAUUCCCUUUCUGGCUAAAAAACCUCCAACCCUCAACCUGCGGGUAUGAAGGGUUUGGUCUCACAUGCAACCCUGGACACCGAUGGCAAAGCAUUCUCAUCACUGUCCCAUCUUCCUCGAGGCACUUCGCCGUCCAAGAAAUCGACUACUUGAACCAAAACGUAUGGAUCUCCGACCCCAACAACUGCUUGCCAAGGCGGUUCAUGGACAAUGACUUCAGUUUUGAUGGUUCACCCUUCUCAUACGUGCAUGCCCUCGAAAGAUUCACGUUCCUCAAUUGCUCUUACCAAGCAGAAGUAUCGUAUUCGUAUCCACCCAUUUCUUGCCUUAGCAAUGAGCACUACAUGGUCAUUGGUGUGCCAUCGGAGUGGAUUAAUUCAUCAACGACGUGGUCUUCUUGCUCUGUGAUUUCCGAAGCUUUGGUUCCACUCUCAGAACCAUGGGAAUGGGACUAUCUUAAUGGUUUUGGGUUGGAAUGGUAUGUGCCCAAUUGCCGUUUUUGUGAAGCCGUACCUGGUAAAGUUUGUGGAUUCGACAACAAUACAAGUUCCAAGCUUGGGUGCAUUAAUUCAACUAACGGUCUCUCAAAAACUGUGAUGUACGGUAAGAUAUGCAUAGGAAUUACAGGACUAUUCUUUCUCGUCAUUGUGAUCAUGUUAAGGCUGAGGGCUUGCGGUCGGGUCAAUCGACCCAUAAUAGAAUUAUCAGCCAUACCUCAUCCACAACCUUCUGCUGUCAUAAUGGGGCUUGAUGAUCCAACCAUUGAUUCAUAUCCUAAGACUCAACUUGGAGAGAGCUUGGAAUUGCCCAAGCCUAAUGACAACACUUGCUCAAUAUGUUUGGGAAACUACCAGCCCCGGGAAACAUUGAGAACCAUACCAGAAUGCAACCAUUAUUUUCAUGCUAACUGUAUAGAUGAGUGGCUUAGAAGAAAUGUGACGUGCCCGAUUUGUCGAAAAUCAUCCGAGGGUAAUAAAGGGAUUGAGGCGUGA